GUCAUUGUCGCUUAACUGAUGUGCUCAUAGCAAGAUUCAGAUCAAUUUCGCAAGCGAUUGCUGCACCCAGAAAGUGGUUUUCUCGCGCUUUUGGUCCACAUGUUGGAACAUCGCUUAACUGAUAUCGAGGAUCCUGCCAUCCAAAUCCUUGGCCAACUUGCGAGCCAUGUUGACGUUCAGGAAGACUUGAUUCACAAAGGACACAUUGAGAACCUGGCGUCGCUGAUGAAAAAUCGCAAAGACGAAACAAGUAGCGGAGCUAUUCUAGCGAUGUUGUCGAUGCUCCAGUAUCCAUUUAUACGAUUGACAGCAAUUGAGAAAGGUGUCGUUGAGACGUUGGUCAAUCAUUUAAAACACAAGAAGAAGUGUUUGUUUGCGGCUUACGCACUCUCUCGUAUCCUGGACCACGAAAACAUCAGAAAGGCUAUGUUUGAGCUAUCCGCGCCUGACUACAUCAUCAGCGCUUUCAAACAAGGAUCGUUUAUCGGGACGGUCGAGAAUGAACCCGGCAAAGAGGUGCUCGGACGCCUCAUGCGCAACGAUGACCUGAGGGCAGCUGUUCUUAAAGCCCACACAACAGCGGCCCUUUGUACCAUGUUCAAAAAGGGUGAAGCAGCGCUGAAUCAUGCAGCGUUUGAUUUCCUGGACAUCAUAUCCAACUAUUCCGAUGGGAAAGAGUUGAUUAAAGAAUCUAAGAUGGCCAUAUUCCACGCCGUAGUGGCCGCCUUGGACAACCAGAAGUGGGCCUCACAAGUGAAUGCUGCAAUGGCACUUCACGCUCUUGUCGGGAUUCGGCAUUCUUCUGAAAGAACUUUUGUCAUGCAUGAGUUUCAACCGGUCAUCUUGGAAGGACUGCCGCGCAUACUGAAAUUGUUGGUGCAUGAUCGGUCUUACCGUGUUGUUGGCGGUGCGGCGGCUCUCUUUGCACUGUCUAAAGACGGAACUAUACGGGCUCGUGUGCGAGAGCACGCAGAUUUUAAAUUUGCCAGAAAGGAUGUCCACAGGAUGCUUGACAUAUUAUUUGCGGCCAUGGAGGAAGGCCCUCACCAUCACGGUGCCCCUCACCAUCAUGGUGCCCUAACUUUCCCAGAUGUGCACCCAAUGCCUGCCCGCAGCCCCUUGGUCACUUCCCUCGCAAUCUUAUCUUGCGUCUUCUAUAUUCCUUGCGGCCUUACAGCCAUGCUGGCUGGAUGGGCAAUCGAUGGGACGGAAACGUCGCACACAUGACUUCCGCAAUGCGCACCACGCCAAUUUUUCUAGCUUUAUAGGAGAAUUAAAAAGUUACAGAGUGCAAUGCAAGCAACACAGA
Molecule: messenger RNA, 1309 nt
Organism: Suillus subalutaceus
Lineage: Eukaryota; Fungi; Basidiomycota; Agaricomycetes; Boletales; Suillaceae
Product: armadillo-type protein
Exons: 8
Coding region: 100-1227 (375 amino acids)
Source: RefSeq, a predicted model, not a curated record